This is a messenger RNA of Coccinella septempunctata (seven-spotted ladybird), 932 nucleotides long. RefSeq lists its product as uncharacterized. The transcript is spliced from 3 exons. Lineage: Eukaryota; Metazoa; Arthropoda; Insecta; Coleoptera; Coccinellidae. The record is from RefSeq and is a predicted model, not a curated record. The coding region runs from base 129 to 851 and encodes 240 amino acids.
GCAAGUCCCACACUUCUUUCAAUUUAUGGUCGGCGGGAGUUUAAAAAACAGACGAAAUGACUACAUGAAUUUCCAGUUGAGUGACAGGAAAUUUAAAACAAGACAUUUGAAAUAAUCAUUUUGAAAUUAUGAAGAACCAACAAGUUUUCGAUAUUCUGAAAGGAAAUUUCAGCAGGGGCGAAACCAAUGUUGAAAACUAUUUGCCGUUCCGCUUCGAAAGCGUGGAUGACAAGGAGACGCAACUAGUUGACGAUAAUGCGGAUUUGCAAGAAAGAAUAAUAUUACAAGAACCUCGAUACAAGAUAACUUGGCCGAGGAUUUGUGUAUAUGAAUACCUCAGUGACGCAGAAUUGAAACAGCUUAGUGAAAUUGAAGAAAAGAAAGCGCUCAGGAUAUUCGUUGAAAAACGCAUCCCGAAGACCUGUAAAGAACCAGCGAGAACUCUGUAUGCAGAACUGAUGUAUACUGUAAUAAAAUUUGCAAAGAGGAAUGAUUUCAACCUUAAACAAACUGGUGCUCUUUUAUCCCAGUUUUAUUUAACACACAAGAUUUUCAUAAGCUCUUUCAAUGUUGCAGCAGAAAAAUUGUAUUUAUAUUUCAAAGAAAUAAUGAUAUGCCACUCUGUUGCGAGCCCCCCUGAUAGUAUAAAAAUAUUCUCAAUGGAUGAAAGUGAGAAUAUAAUGAAAUUUUUUUGCAAGAUAUACCUUAGAAAUUUACCUCUAAUUAGGACCAUGUGCUUACCCAACUUUGGCUUUUACUUAGAUACUUUUUUGGAGCCUGAAGCUCCUCUACCAAAAAGAUCAACAGGAGAAAAAGUGGUGAAGGAUAAAAAGAAAAAUAAGAAAAAGUGAUCUCUAAUUUAUUUUUAUCAAUUAUCAUCUAAUUGUUUUUUUCUGUCCUCAAGUAGAGCCAAUAAACUGGUCUGAUGUGAA